Messenger RNA from Sardina pilchardus (European sardine), 2726 nucleotides. RefSeq names its product E3 ubiquitin-protein ligase SH3RF3-like. The record is from RefSeq and is a predicted model, not a curated record. Gene Ontology annotation, molecular function: ubiquitin protein ligase activity; metal ion binding; protein binding. Gene Ontology annotation, biological process: positive regulation of proteasomal ubiquitin-dependent protein catabolic process; protein ubiquitination; positive regulation of JNK cascade. Lineage: Eukaryota; Metazoa; Chordata; Actinopteri; Clupeiformes; Clupeidae. The transcript is spliced from 13 exons. The coding region runs from base 249 to 2726 and encodes 825 amino acids.
AUGAAUCACUCCUAGUUGAAGCUUCGUAGUUGGCUGUGCGUGCGCGGUGCACGAGUUCUCUGCGCUGAUGUAGUGUGUGACCUCACUUUUUGCACAGCUGUGUGAGAAACAGCGAACGCCAGAGCGAGCCCCAGUCGGGGGAGUUACCUCAUGUUCCCGAGCAGUCAGUAUGUAUUGCACGGUCUCUGCAACAUUCUGUGUAGAUCAAGAGAUAUCGUCUGAAGUAAGCAACAUUAUUACAGACUAAAAUGGACGAGUCGUCGCUUCUGGAUCUACUAGAAUGCUCUGUGUGUUUGGAACGACUGGACACAACCGCCAAAGUAUUGCCCUGCCAGCAUACCUUCUGCCGCCGUUGCCUCGAAAACAUCGUGAGUUCCCGCAACGAGUUGCGCUGCCCUGAGUGCCGUAUACUGGUAGAUUGUGGGGUAGAUGAUUUACCAGCCAACAUACUCCUGGUCCGGCUUUUGGACGGAAUUAAACAGCGUCCGAGGAAUGGAGGAAGACCCUCUCUCACCGGGAUAUCGCUUGGAUGUGCAGCCGGCAUCUCCGCUUCUCCUCCCGGAACGGCCAUCCGAGACUUACCCAUCGCCACACGGAGCUCUCCAGUCAAGAAUGUUCCUCAGCUGCCCUGUGGGAAGGCCCUGUACAGCUAUGAAGGGAAGGAGCCGGGUGACCUCAAAUUCAACAAGGGCGACAUCAUCAUCCUGCGCCGCAAGGUGGACGAGAACUGGUAUCACGGGGAGCUGAACGGCAGCCACGGCUUCCUCCCGGCCAGCUACAUCCAGUGCAUUAAGCCCCUGUCCCAGACCCCGCCGCAGGGCAAGGCCCUCUACGACUUUGAGGUCAAGGACAAAGACCAAGACAAAGACUGCUUGACUUUCACCAAGGAUGAGAUUCUGACUGUGAUUCGGAGGGUCGACGACAACUGGGCAGAAGGAAUGCUGGGAGAUAAAAUUGGGAUCUUUCCCAUUUUAUACGUGGAGCUGAACGAGACGGCCAAGCAGCUGAUGGAGAUGGACAAGCCCGCUCCGGUGCCCGGCCCCAGCACUGACCCCGGCCCCCCCGCCGCCGGGCCCUGCCCGAGCCCCUCCAGCAGCACUGCCACCAGCGACAACGGCUCCGGCUCCGGCGGCUCCAGCUCCGGCGUUGGCAGCAGCGGCAGCAGCAGCGCCAGCAGCGCCAUCCACCGGCGCGCCGAGGGCAAGAAGAACGCCAAGAAGCGGCACUCCUUCACCGCCCUCAGCAUGACUCAGCGCACGGCGCAGGCGCUCAACAACCGCCACUCCAUGGAGAUCAGCGCGCCCGUGCUCAUCAGCUCCUCCGACCCGCGCGCCGCCGCACGCAUCGGCGACUGCCCGCACCUCUCGUCCAGCGCCCCGCCUCAGGACACCUUCGUGGGCUCCUCCAGCAGUGGACUGGUGCUCUCUCCGCGGGUGGCGUCGGUGACCGGCGAGCUGCUGGCCGCAGCCAAGGUCCAGCUGCCGCUCAACAUAUACCUGGCCAUGUACGCCUACAAGCCGCAGAAGGCGGACGAGCUGGAGCUGCGUAAGGGCGAGAUGUACCGCGUGAUGGAGAAGUGCCAGGACGGCUGGUUCAAGGGCACCUCGCUCCGCAGCGGAGCCUCCGGCGUCUUCCCCGGCAACUACGUCACCCCCGUCUCUAGGGCUCCGUUCGCCCGUGGGCCAGGCGCGGGCGUGCCUCCCCACCCAGGCCCAGGCGCUCCGCUCCCUCUCGAAGCUGCCGGCUCGUCAGAGGGCAGCCGGGAACAGGAACUGCUGGUCGGCAGAGUGCUCAUGCAUUUCAGCCGGUGUGCCUUCAAAGGCUCAGUUCACAGUCCUCCGGCUGGGAGUCCGGAGCGUCCCACGGCGGCCGUGUCCCCCCUGCGCCCCCAGGGCUCCCCGUCUCGCUCGCCGGGCCCCUCGGGCCGGCCGCUGUCCAUGGUGUCCCCGCAGCACUCCCACCACGGCAGCCCCCUGUCGCCGGCCGCGCCCCACCGCUCCCUCAUCCUGAUCCCCCUCACCUCGGCCGCCGCCGCCAUCACCCCGCCCAACGUGAGCGCGGCGCACCUGAACGGCGGCGAGGUGGGGGCCGGCCCCCUGCUGCCCCCCUCGCCCGCGCACGGCUACGCCCACGCACACGCCCACCACGCACAGGGCGCCGGCGCCAAGCUGGAGGAGAAGAAGGCCGAGAAGAAAGAGAAGAAGGGAAGCGGCCUGCUCAAGCUGCUGUCGGGCGCGGCGGCCAAGAAGAAGUCCCGCUCGCCGCCCUCCGUCUCGCCGACGCACGAGCCGACGCACUCGCCGGCCGCCGCCGCCUCCGAGGCGCUGAUGGCGGGCGCCCUGAUGGGCGUGGCCCCCGACCUGCACCCGGUGGGCGGCCACGGGCGCGCCGGCUCCUGCCCCAUCGAGAGCGAGAUGCAGGGCGCCAUGGGCAUGGAGCCGCUGCACCGCAAGUCGGGCUCGCUGGACCUCAACUUCUCCGUGUCGCCGCCCGCGCGCCAGGCCUGCUCCUCGCUGCUGGCCAUCCGGCCCGAGCCCAAGCCGCUGUCCCGCGAGAGGUACCGGGUGGUGGUGCCCUACCCGCCGCAGAGCGAGGCGGAGAUCGAGCUGAAGGAGGGCGACAUCGUCUUCGUGCACAAGAAGCGGGAGGACGGCUGGUACAAGGGCACGCUCCAGCGCACCGGCCGCACCGGCCUCUUCCCCGGCAGCUUCGUGGAGAUCUUCUGA